GGGAGGAGGCGGCGGCGGCGGCUAGCGAGGAGCCAGAGCCGGGUCCUGCAGCAGGACUCCCGGGAGCCACCAUCAUGGUGAAGAGGAAGAGCUCCGAGGGCCAGGAGCAGGACAGCGGCCGCGGCAUCCCCCUGCCCAUCCAGACCUUCCUGUGGCGGCAAACCAGUGCAUUUUUGAGGCCUAAACUGGGGAAGCAAUAUGAAGCCUCAUGUGUGUCUUUUGAACGAGUGUUGGUUGAAAACAAGCUUCAUGGCCUCUCUCCGGCCCUCUCUGAAGCCAUCCAGAGCAUUUCCAGGUGGGAGCUGGUGCAAGCUGCUUUGCCUCACGUGCUCCACUGCACAGCAACCCUGCUUUCAAACAGGAACAAGCUUGGCCACCAGGAUAAACUGGGUGUUGCUGAAACAAAGCUCCUUCACACCCUGCACUGGAUGCUCCUGGAGGCCCCCCAGGACUGCAACAGUGAACGGUUUGGGGGCACAGACCGAGGCUCCAGCUGGGGUGGCAGCAGCAGUGCUUUCAUCCACCAGGUUGAAAACCAGGGUUCCCCAGGGCAGCCCUGCCAGAGCAGCUCCAAUGAUGAAGAAGAGAACAGCCGGAGGAAGAUCUUUCAGAACUCCAUGGCUACUGUGGAGCUCUUUGUCUUUCUCUUUGCUCCUUUGGUACACAGGAUCAAGGAAUCUGACCUCACCUUCCGACUGGCCAGUGGGCUUGUUAUAUGGCAGCCCAUGUGGGAGCACAGACAGCCUGAAGUCUCUGGAUUCACAGCACUGGUGAAGCCCAUCAGGAACAUUAUUACAGCCAAGAGAAGUUCUCCUAUCAACAGUCAAAGUCAGACCUGUGAAUCACCAAACCAAGACACAAGACACCGAGAGGGACUCCAGGUGGUCUGUGAGACAUUCCAAUCAGAUUCCAUCUCACCCAAGGCCACCAUUUCAGGCUGCCACCGAGGAAACUCCUUUGAUGGAAGUCUGUCUUCUCAAACUUCCCAGGAAAGAGGCCCAUCACAUUCCAGGGCCACUCUCGUGAUACCUCCGUGCCAACGGUCCCGCUAUGCCACCUACUUUGAUGUUGCUGUUCUCCGCUGCCUACUCCAGCCCCAUUGGUCUGAGGAAGGCACCCAGUGGUCUCUGAUGUACUAUCUACAAAGGCUGCGACACAUGCUGGAAGAGAAGCCAGAAAAGCCUCCAGAGCCUGAUAUUCCUCUCCUGCCCAGACCCAGGAGCAGCUCAAUGGUGGCGGCUGCUCCCUCACUAGUGAACACCCACAAAACUCAAGAUCUCACCAUGAAGUGUAAUGAAGAGGAAAAAUCUCUUAGUCCCGAGGCCUUUUCCAGGGUUUCACUGACCAAUUUGCGUAGGUCUGCAGUACCAGAUCUUUCUUCAGACCUGGGCAUGAACAUUUUUAAGAAGUUCAAGAGCCGCAAAGAAGACCGAGAGAGGAAAGGCUCCAUUCCCUUCCACCACACGGGGAAGAGGAGGCCGCGAAGAAUGGGGGUGCCCUUCCUGCUUCACGAGGACCACCUGGAUGUGUCCCCCACCCGUAGCGCAUUCUCCUUUGGAAGUUUCUCGGGGCUUGGAGAAGACAGGCGAAGCCUUGAAAAAGGAAGUUGGCAAACCACCAUUUUAGGGAAAUUGACCCGGCGGGGCAGUUCAGAUGCAGCCACUGAGAUGGAGAGCCUGAGCGCCAGGCACUCCCACUCCCAUCACACGCUGGUGAGUGACCUGCCGGACCACCCCAACAGCCACGGAGAGAACACAGUCAAGGAAGUGCGAUCCCAGAUCUCCACUAUCACAGUUGCAACCUUCAAUACCACAUUGGCGUCAUUCAACGUAGGCUACGCAGACUUUUUCAGUGAGCAUAUGAGGAAACUCUGCAACCAAGUACCUAUCCCAGAGAUGCCACAUGAACCCCUGGCAUGUGCAAACCUGCCUCGAAGCCUCACAGAUUCCUGCAUAAACUACAGCUACUUGGAGGACACAGAACAUAUUGAUGGGACCAACAACUUUGUCCACAAGAAUGGCAUGCUUGAUCUGUCUGUGGUUCUGAAGGCUGUUUAUCUUGUGCUUAACCAUGACAUCAGCUCUCGAAUCUGUGAUGUGGCACUAAACAUUGUGGAAUGCUUGCUCCAACUUGGUGUGGUACCCUGUGUAGAAAAAAACAGAAAGAAGAGUGAAAACAAGGAAAACGAGACUCUGGAAAAGAGGCCAAGUGAGGGAACUUUCCAGUUCAAGGGAGUAUCUGGAAGUUCCACCUGUGGAUUCGGGGGCCCUUCAGUUAGUGGAGCUGGAGAUGGUGGAGGAGAAGAAGGUGGAGGUGGAAAUGGAGGAGGUGGAGGAGGUGAUGGAGGAGGAGGCGGAGGAGGUGGAGGUGGCCCUUAUGAGAAGAGUGAUAAGAACCAAGAGAAGGAUGAAAGUACGCCUGUAAGCAACCAUAGGCUUGCUCUAACCAUGCUCAUCAAAAUAGUGAAAUCUUUGGGAUGUGCCUAUGGUUGCGGAGAAGGACACCGAGGGCUCUCUGGAGAUCGUCUGAGACACCAGGUAUUCCGAGAGAAUGCCCAGAACUGCCUCACUAAGUUAUACAAGCUAGAUAAGAUGCAGUUCCGACAAACCAUGAGGGACUAUGUGAACAAGGACUCUCUCAAUAACGUAGUGGACUUCUUGCAUGCUUUGCUAGGAUUUUGUAUGGAGCCGAUCACUGACAACAAGGCUGGGUUUGGAAACAACUUCACCACGGUGGACAACAAAUCCACAGCCCAAAAUGUGGAAGGCGUUAUUGUCAGUGCCAUGUUUAAGUCCCUCAUCACACGCUGUGCUUCGACCACACAUGAACUGCACAGCCCUGAGAAUCUGGGGCUGUAUUGUGACAUCCGUCAGCUGGUCCAGUUUAUCAAAGAGGCUCAUGGGAACGUCUUCCGGAGGGUGGCCCUCAGUGCUUUGCUUGACAGUGCCGAGAAGUUAGCACCAGGGAAAAAGGUGGAGGAGAAUGAACAGGAAUCUAAGCCUGUAGGCAGUAAAAGGUCAGAGGCGGGAAGUGUUGUGGAUAAAGGCCAGGCGCCCUCUGCACCUGAGGAAUGUCGCAGCUUCAUGUCCGGCCGCCCCUCACAGACUCCGGAGCACGACGAACAAAUGCCGGGGGGCAAUCUUGGGCGGAAAGAUUUCUGGCGCAAGAUGUUCAAAUCCCAGAGUGCAGCAAGUGACACAAGCAGCCAGUCUGAGCAGGACACUUCGGAAUGUACCACUGCCCACUCAGGGACCACCUCCGACCGGCGCGCCCGCUCACGGUCUCGCAGAAUUUCCCUCCGGAAGAAGCUUAAACUCCCCAUAGGAAACUGGCUGAAACGAUCCUCCCUCUCGGGCCUAGCAGAUGGCGUGGAGGACCUCCUGGACAUCAGCUCUGUGGACCGCCUGUCUUUCAUUAGGCAAAGCUCCAAGGUUAAAUUCACUAGUGCUGUGAAGCUUUCUGAAGGUGGUCCAGGGAGUGGAAUGGAAAAUGGAAGAGAUGAAGAGGAAAAUUUCUUCAAGCGUCUUGGUUGCCACAGCUUCGACGACCAUCUCUCUCCCAACCAAGAUGGUGGAAAAAGCAAAAACGUGGUGAAUCUUGGAGCGAUCCGACAGGGCAUGAAACGCUUUCAAUUUCUCUUAAACUGCUGUGAGCCAGGCACAAUUCCUGAUGCGUCCAUCCUGGCAGCCGCUUUGGAUCUAGAAGCCCCUGUAGUGGCCCGAGCAGCCCUGUUCCUGGAAUGUGCCCGUUUUGUUCACCGCUGCAAUCGUGGCAACUGGCCAGAGUGGAUGAAAGGGCAUCACGUGAACAUCACCAAGAAAGGCCUUUCCCGGGGACGGUCUCCCAUUGUGGGCAACAAGCGGAACCAGAAGCUGCAGUGGAACGCUGCCAAGCUCUUCUACCAGUGGGGAGACGCAAUUGGCAUCCGAUUGAACGAGCUGUGCCACGGGGAAAGUGAGAGCCCAGCCAACCUGCUGGGUCUCAUUUAUGAUGAGGAGACCAAGAGGAGACUGAGAAAGGAGGAUGAGGAGGAAGACUUUUUAGAUGACAGUACUGUGAACCCCUCUAAAUGUGGCUGUCCCUUUGCCUUGAAGAUGGCGGCGUGCCAGCUUCUCCUGGAGAUUACCACCUUCCUGCGGGAGACCUUUUCUUGCCUUCCCAGACCUCGCACCGAACCGCUGGUGGACUUGGAGACCUGCAGACAUCAUCUGGAUCCUGAGAUGGACCGGCACAGAUAUGAGAGGAAGAUCAGCUUUGCUGGGGUCCUGGAUGAAAAUGAAGACUCAAAAGAUUCUCCCCACAGCAGCAGCCACACCCUCAAAUCAGAUGCAGGUGUUGAGGAGAAGAAAGAAGGGAGUCCUUGGAGUGCAAGUGAGCCCAGCAUUGAGCCAGAGGGAAUGAGUAAUGCCGGCACAGAGGAAAAUUACCACAGGAACAUGUCAUGGCUUCAUGUCAUGAUCUUGCUGUGCAAUCAGCAAAGCUUCAUCUGCCCUCAUGUUGACUACUGCCACCCGCACUGCUACCUGCACCACAGCCGCUCCUGCGCACGGCUGGUCAGGGCCAUCAAGCUGCUCUACGGAGACAGCGUGGACUCCCUGCGGGAGAGCAACAGUGUAAGCAGCGUGGCUCUCCGGGGCAAGAAACAGAAAGAGUGCUCAGAUAAGUCAUGUCUGAGGACACCUUCUCUGAAGAAGAGAGUUUCAGAUGCCAACCUGGAAGGGAAAAAGGAUUCUGGAAUGCUGAAGUACAUCAGACUUCAGGUGAUGAGCUUGUCGCCUGCUCCCUUAUCUCUGUUAAUCAAGGCAGCUCCGAUUCUGACAGAGGAGAUGUAUGGAGACAUCCAGCCAGCUGCCUGGGAGCUCCUGCUCAGCAUGGACGAGCACAUGGCAGGGGCAGCAGCUGCCAUGUUCCUGCUGUGUGCCGUGAAGGUCCCUGAGGCUGUGUCUGACAUGCUCAUGUCAGAGUUCCACCACCCAGAGACUGUGCAGAGGCUGAAUGCUGUCCUCAAGUUCCAUACGCUCUGGAGGUUUCGCUAUCAGGUCUGGCCCCGGAUGGAAGAGGGAGCGCAGCAGAUUUUCAAGAUCCCACCUCCCAGUAUAAACUUCACCCUGCCCUCACCAGUGCUUGGAAUGCCAUCCGUUCCAAUGUUUGACCCUCCGUGGGUCCCUCAGUGCAGCGGGAGUGUCCAGGACCCCAUUAAUGAAGACCAGUCUAAAUCCUUUUCAGCCCGGGCUGUGUCCCGCUCCCAUCAAAGGGCAGAACACAUCUUAAAGAAUUUGCAGCAGGAGGAAGAGAAGAAACGUCUUGGUCGAGAAGCCAGCCUCAUCACUGCUAUCCCCAUCACCCAGGAAGCUUGCUAUGAGCCCACCUGCACGCCCAGCUCAGAGCCAGAAGAGGAAGUAGAAGAAGUCACCAAUCUGGCGUCUCGUCGGCUGUCUGUAAGUCCAUCCUGUACCUCCAGCACUUCCCACAGGAAUUACUCCUUCCGCCGCGGGUCGGUCUGGUCAGUGCGUUCAGCUGUCAGUGCCGAAGAUGAGGAACACACCACUGAGCACACGCCAAACCACCACAUGCCUCAGCCCCCGCAAGCAGUAUUCCCAGCAUGCAUCUGUGCAGCGGUGCUGCCCAUCGUGCAUCUGAUGGAGGAUGGGGAGGUGCGCGAAGAUGGAGUAGCAGUGAGUGCUGUGGCCCAGCAAGUCUUAUGGAAUUGUCUCAUUGAAGAUCCAUCAACAGUUCUUCGACACUUUCUGGAAAAACUGACCAUCAGCAAUAGACAAGAUGAGUUAAUGUACAUGCUGCGCAAACUUCUUUUAAAUAUUGGAGACUUUCCUGCCCAGACAUCUCACAUCCUAUUCAACUACUUGGUGGGGUUAAUCAUGUACUUCGUGAGGACCCCCUGCGAAUGGGGGAUGGACGCCAUCUCAGCCACACUGACGUUCCUGUGGGAGGUGGUGGGGUACGUGGAGGGCCUCUUCUUCAAGGAUCUCAAGCAGACGAUGAAGAAGGAGCAGUGUGAGGUGAAGCUCCUGGUGACCGCUUCAAUGCCAGGUACCAAAACCUUGGUAGUUCACGGACAGAAUGAAUGUGAUAUCCCAACCCAGUUACCAGUCCAUGAAGACACUCAAUUUGAAGCUCUGUUGAAGGAGUGUCUGGAGUUCUUUAAUAUCCCAGAAUCCCAGUCAACACAUUAUUUCCUCAUGGAUAAACGAUGGAACCUUAUCCACUACAAUAAGACCUAUGUCCGAGAUAUUUAUCCUUUCCGGAGGUCAGUAUCUCCACAGCUGAACCUCGUACAUAUGCAUCCAGAGAAAGGACAAGAGCUCAUUCAGAAACAGGUGUUCACUCGGAAGCUGGAGGAAGUGGGGCGGGUGUUGUUUCUCAUCUCCCUAACCCAGAAGAUCCCCACAGCCCACAAACAGUCCCACGUCUCCAUGCUCCAAGAAGACCUCCUCCGACUGCCUUCCUUCCCUCGCAGUGCUAUUGAUGCUGAGUUUUCACUCUUCAGUGAUCCUCAAGCUGGGAAGGAACUGUUCGGCCUCGACACGCUUCAGAAAAGCUUGUGGAUCCAGCUCCUGGAGGAGAUGUUCCUGGGCAUGCCAAGCGAGUUUCCCUGGGGUGAUGAAAUCAUGCUAUUCCUCAACGUUUUUAAUGGGGCUCUGAUCCUGCACCCAGAAGACAGUGCCCUGCUCAGGCAGUAUGCUGCCACCGUCAUCAACACCGCUGUGCAUUUCAAUCACCUCUUCUCUCUCAGCGGCUACCAGUGGAUUCUCCCCACCAUGCUUCAGGUGUAUUCGGACUAUGAAAGCAAUCCCCAGUUGCGUCAAGCCAUCGAAUUCGCCUGCCACCAGUUCUACAUUCUGCACCGGAAGCCCUUUGUGCUCCAGCUGUUUGCUAGUGUGGCGCCUCUCCUGGAAUUUCCUGAUGCUGCCAAUAAUGGGCGCAGCAAAGGUGUGUCAGCUCAGUGCCUGUUUGACUUGCUGCAGUCCCUGGAGGGAGAGACCACUGACAUAUUAGACAUCUUAGAGCUAGUCAAAGCUGAGAAGCCUCUUAAGUCAUUAGAUUUCUGCUAUGGAAAUGAAGAUCUGACAUUCUCUAUUAGUGAAGCCAUUAAGCUCUGUGUUACUGUGGUGGCAUAUGCUCCUGAAUCAUUCAGAAGUCUUCAGAUGCUGAUGGUCUUGGAAGCUUUAGUUCCGUGUUACCUACAAAAGCUAAAGAGGCAGACGUCACAGGUGGAGACUGUACCAGCUGCCCGAGAGGAGAUUGCUGCCACAGCUGCUCUUGCAACAUCCCUACAGGCCCUUUUAUACAGUGUGGAGGUCCUCACCAGGCCCAUGACUGCCCCACAGAUGAGCAGGUGUGACCAAGGUCAUAAGGGAACCACUACAGCCAAUCAUACCAUGUCGUCUGGGGUAAACACCAGGUACCAGGAACAAGGAGCCAAACUGCACUUCAUCAGGGAAAACCUUCACUUACUGGAGGAAGGGCAAGGCCUUCCCCGAGAGGAACUAGAUGAACGAAUUGCACGAGAAGAGUUCAGAAGACCCCGGGAGUCCUUGCUGAAUAUUUGCACAGAAUUCUACAAGCACUGUGGGCCAAGGCUGAAGAUCUUGCAGAACCUGGCUGGGGAGCCACGGGUCACUGCCCUGGAGCUGCUGGAUGUCAAGUCCCACAUGAGGUUGGCAGAAAUUGCACACUCCCUUCUGAAGCUGGCACCAUAUGACACCCAGACAAUGGAGAGCCGGGGGCUUCGGCGCUACAUCAUGGAGAUGCUGCCCAUUACCGACUGGACAGCCGAGGCAGUGAGGCCAGCCCUUAUUCUCAUUUUAAAGAGAUUGGAUAGGAUGUUCAACAAAAUUCAUAAGAUGCCUACUUUGAGGCGACAGGUUGAGUGGGAGCCUGCCAGCAAUUUGAUUGAAGGGGUUUGUUUGACACUUCAGAGGCAGCCAAUCAUAUCCUUCCUGCCUCACCUUAGGUCACUGAUCAAUGUCUGUGUCAAUCUGGUGAUGGGAGUGGUAGGACCUUCCAGUGUUGCUGAUGGAUUACCCCUUCUUCAUCUCAGCCCUUAUCUCUCACCACCUCUGCCCUUCAGCACAGCUGUUGUCCGGCUUGUAGCAUUGCAGAUACAGGCUUUAAAAGAAGAUUUUCCUUUAAGCCAUGUGAUCUCCCCUUUCACCAAUCAAGAGCGAAGGGAAGGGAUGCUUUUAAAUCUCCUCAUCCCAUUUGUGCUCACAGUAGGAUCUGGAAGCAAAGAUAGCCCGUGGCUGGAGCAGCCUGAGGUGCAGCUGCUGCUGCAGACGGUCAUUAAUGUGCUCCUGCCACCACGGAUCAUCAGUACGUCCAGGAGCAAGAACUUCAUGUUGGAGAGCUCCCCUGCCCACUGCUCCACCCCUGGGGAUGCAGGGAAAGACUUACGCAAGGAAGGGCUGGCCGAGUCCACCAGCCAAGCAGCAUACUUGGCGCUGAAGGUGAUUCUCGUCUGCUUUGAGAGGCAGCUGGGAAGCCAGUGGUACUGGCUGAGCCUGCAGGUGAAGGAGAUGGCUCUGCGGAAGGUGGGGGGCCUGGCCCUGUGGGACUUCCUCGACUUCAUCGUGCGGACCCGAAUCCCCAUCUUCGUGCUCUUGCGCCCUUUCAUCCAGUGCAAGCUCCUGGCCCAACCUGCAGAGAAUCAUGAAGAGCUUUCUGCCCGGCAACAUAUUGCUGACCAGCUGGAGCGGCGCUUCAUACCACGCCCACUGUGUAAGAGCUCACUCAUUGCUGAGUUCAACAGUGAACUAAAAAUUCUAAAAGAGGCGGUUCACAGUGGAUCAGCCUACCAAGGGAAGACAUCCAUCAGUACCGUGGGCACCUCCACCUCUGCUUACCGCCUGAGCCUGGCCACCAUGUCCCGCUCUAACACAGGCACGGGCACUGUCUGGGAGCAGGACAGUGAGCAAUCCCAGCAGGCUUCACAGGACACCCUGAGUCGGACUGAUGAGGAGGAUGAGGAAAAUGACUCUGUUAGCAUGCCCAGUGUGGUAAGUGAGCAAGAAGCUUACCUCCUGAGUGCCAUUGGAAGGAGGCGGUUCUCCAGUCACGUCUCCAGCAUGUCUGCACCUCAGGCUGAGGUGGGCAUGUUACCCAGCCAGAGUGAACCUAAUGUCCUCGAUGACUCCCAGGGCCUGGCCGCUGAGGGCAGCCUCUCUAGGGUGGCAAGUGUACAGAGUGAGCCUGGCCAACAGAACCUCCUCAUUCAACAGCCACUGGGGAGGAAGAGGGGCCUGAGACAGCUAAGACGUCCUCUUCUAUCACGUCAGAAGACUCAGACUGAAUCCAAAAACCGCCAUGGGGCUCGGCUGUCAACCACUCGCAGGAGCAUUCAACCUAAAACAAAGCCAUCUGCAGACCAGAAACGAUCUGUGACCUUCACUGAAGCUCAGCCAGAGCCAGCAGCUGCCCCAGUAGACACAUUUCCUGCCACAGGCCAACCACAGGGCUGCAGCCCAGCCCCAUCUAGGAAACCAGAGGGAAUGGACGAACCAGUGCUCACAUCCUCCCCUGCCAUAGUUGUAGCAGAUCUCCACAGCCUGUCUCCCAAGCAGAGUGAGCCUGUCUCCGCUGAAGGAGAAAAGGAGGAGGACACAGAAGCACAAGGUGCUGCCGCACACAGCCUCCUCUCUACUCAACUCUCAGAUCCUGAUGACUUCACAGGCUUGGAGACAUCCAGCCUCCUACAGCAUGGAGACACUGUCCUUCACAUCAGCGAGGAAAACGGCAUGGAGAACCCCCUGCUGUCCAGCCAGUUCACUUUUACUCCCACUGAGCUGGGGGAGACGGAUGUAGUCCUAGAUGAGUCUCAUGUUUAAUUCUGUAUCUUGUAAGCAUUGCAGGUAAAGAGAAGACUUGGAAGGGAUCACUCUGCUGAAAGUUGAAUAUUUUUGCUUGAAAAAUAAUAAUUAUACGACAGCACUUUACAUCCAAUGGGUGGCACAAAUCUGAGUAGAUUUUGCUGCCAAUAUGCAUAAUGUUUCAUAAACAUCUUAAAAAUCGAUGGCUAAAAGGAUUUAGUUAUGUGAAAAACCAUAAAACCAGGGAGGAAUAUGGGGAAAGAGCCAUUUCACUAAACAUUGUUUAUGAUUUAAGAAGCCUUGAGUAGAUGAAAAUAAAUACUAUUUCAGUGCUGCUUGCAUAGGAAUAUUUACAAUAUGUUCUAAAAAAGAAAUGCAAU
Messenger RNA from Galeopterus variegatus (Sunda flying lemur), 10204 nucleotides. RefSeq names its product unc-80 homolog (C. elegans) (gene UNC80). The transcript has 64 exons. Gene Ontology annotation, biological process: monoatomic cation homeostasis. NCBI's taxonomy places the organism in Eukaryota, Metazoa, Chordata, Mammalia, Dermoptera, Cynocephalidae. Bases 75 to 9842 code for a protein of 3255 amino acids. Gene Ontology annotation, cellular component: cation channel complex; axon. The record is from RefSeq and is a predicted model, not a curated record. Gene Ontology annotation, molecular function: monoatomic cation channel activity.